GAGAGACAAUGUUCAUCAUCUAUACUCUCUCUUACAUUUAAAGUGAACCCAACAACGCACAUGUGUUUUUCUCUCGUAUCAGUGUAUCAAGAAACUUCGAGAGCGCAAGAUCGUUUUAUUCCUCUCCUCUUGCAAUCUCACUCUCUCUCUCUCUCUCUCUCUCUCUCUCUCUCUCUCAUUCGUUUCUCUUCGUUUCGCCUCGUUAUUUUUCGCUACGAGAAGAUUUGCAAUAGUAUUGGUAUAGAUUUUAAUAUCAAUAGUAGUAGUAGUAGUAAUACUUUGAUGGAUAAAACUACGAAUUGUUGAAAUUCAUUAAAUUUGGUUUUCUUAUGUAAUAAUUCAUAUCUACACAUGUGUACUAUUGCAUAAUACUUCUUGAGAAUAUUUGUGUGUGUGUGUGUGUGUGUGUCAGUUCAUAUCUGGGAGUGUACAUCGUCAACAAAACAAGUACAAAAGAGAUGGAUAAGAAAACUGGAUAAUAUAUAUUUUUUUUUUUUUUUACAUUUGAUAAAUAUAACAAAUUAUUUUUAUUUUAUAACAAUCGACAAGAGAACAAUUUCGACGGACUAUUUAUCAAGAUGUUCGAAUCGGAUUUCAAUUCGAGGAUCGUGAUAACCUGCAGCAUUGCGGUAUUCCUAGGUAUCCUUUAUUGGAAUUUACGUAGUAACAGUUCUAUAGAAAAAUCAAAAAGAAAAAAUCCAUCCAAUAAGAGUAAUGGUGGUUGUGAACAAAAAUCUGAAACUAAUAAGACAAAUUUACAUGAAACUACGAGUAAUGAUGAUUGUGAAGAAAAAAUUCAGACAAAUUUAAACGAAACAAUUAACAAAGAUUGUGAUGACAAUUUACAAAUUCAAGUAAAAAAGAAGACAAGUGAGAUUAAUGUAGAAACUAAGUUAAAUAUUCCUAAAUUGAAAUGGGUUAAAGUGGGUCGUGUUGAGGAACUUUAUUAUUAUCCUUUGAAAUCAGGACGAGGAAAGACUAUAACGGAAUGUAAGUUUACGGAAUAUGGGAUAUCCGUGGAGGACGAAGGUCUACUUACACUUAGAGACAGAAUGUUUAUGGUCUACAACGAAGAGACAUUUAAAUUUCAAACUGCUAGACACUAUCCUACAAUGAUUCUAGUCAGUUUAUCUGCAGUAGAUCAGUACAAGGUAAAAUUAGAAGCUGUAGGAAUGCCUAGUGUCGUCUUUAGAGUACCAGAGAAAUCCGAAAAGAGCUCUGCAGCCAUUGCAUGCUCGAUGUGGUUUGGGGAACCAGUUAAGUGUAUCGAUUGUGGUCCGGAACCUGCUGAAUGGUUAUCGAGAUUUUUAACUGGAACAAAUUCUGGUUUACGUUUGGGUUAUUCGAUGCCAGAUCGAAGAGAAAUUACUAAAGGCACAUGGGAACGUUUUGCUAAAGUUUUCAAUACUAUGAGAGACGAAGACAGUGGUUUAUUCUCAGAUCUUACAAGUUACAUGUUAAUGACUUCAAAAUCUUUGGAUAAUUUAAACGAACGAUUGGAAACACCUGUUCCAACUUUACAAUUUCGUCCUAAUAUCGUUGUAUCCAAUGAUGAACCAUUUGUCGAAGAUAAUUGGGAAUGGAUUAAAAUUGGUGAUCGUGCAAUUAUUAGAAACGUCAAGCCUUGUCCAAGGUGUAAAAUGACCAGAAUUGAUCCAGAAACCGGUAAUGUUGCUAAAGAAGAACCAUUGAAGACUUUAUACUCUUUUCGAAAACAAACGGAUCCAGCAAAGAUUGCACUUGAUGGUCCAGCACCAUUAAUGGGAAUAUAUUGUGGAUUGUACAUCACUGGUCGUGUUAAAUUAAAAGAUGACGUAUUUGUUCACUUACCAGAAGAUACAGAAAAUUUCAAACUUUCCAAUGGUCAAGAAGUCGAAAUUUAAAAUGUGUUCAGUUUGAGAUCAAUGUUUUGAAAGCGUGCCUUUCUUAUUCGAUAGCAAAUUUGAUUCCACCUUGUUUGUGGUUGCUUUGUUGAAUCAAAAUAUGUCGAGUGUUCGUCAAAAUUAUAUAUUUAAUAGAAUCAAAAGUUCCUAAAUAUUCUGAUUGUAUAAUCAAACAAUUUAAUAAUGUAACAAAGUAUCUAACGAGAAAUAAAAGUUGAAACUUUGCAAACUUUUGGUCAAUGCAGAAAUAAAAAUAAACUAAAAAAAAAAAAAAAAACAAAAAAAAAUACAA
Messenger RNA from Polistes dominula (European paper wasp), 2175 nucleotides. Its product is annotated as mitochondrial amidoxime-reducing component 1. Gene Ontology annotation, molecular function: pyridoxal phosphate binding; catalytic activity; molybdenum ion binding. The record is from RefSeq and is a predicted model, not a curated record. NCBI's taxonomy places the organism in Eukaryota, Metazoa, Arthropoda, Insecta, Hymenoptera, Vespidae.